Messenger RNA from Zasmidium cellare ATCC 36951, 1296 nucleotides. RefSeq lists its product as uncharacterized. The record is from RefSeq and is a predicted model, not a curated record. Gene Ontology annotation, molecular function: protein binding. The transcript has a single exon. The coding region runs from base 1 to 1296 and encodes 431 amino acids. NCBI's taxonomy places the organism in Eukaryota, Fungi, Ascomycota, Dothideomycetes, Mycosphaerellales, Mycosphaerellaceae.
AUGGCAGACUCCACUGCAGACCCUCCGACGGUACCACCACCAUCACCGCCCCUCUCCGACGGCGACACAGACAUCCCACUCACGACCCUCUUCGAGCCCAACGAGGAAUGCAUCUGCGACUUCGGCGACAUCAUCAUCAACGCCGACGACGGCUUCCAUCCACCACAGAAGCUUCGAGUCAGCUCGUGCAUCCUCGCCAUGAGCUCCAAGGUCUUCAAGGCGCUGUUUAGCAGGAAGUUCGCGGAGGGACAGGCGGGCGCGGGGAGGAGUUCGGAGAGGCCGCAUGAGAUUGUUGUGAAGGAUUCGCCGAUACCGUUGAGGAACUUGUGUUUGCUGCUGCAUCAUGGAAUCCCGGUCGAGGACGACCAAGAUUACAUGCCGCCUGCAUCUCUUCUCGAACUGGGCUUGAUGGCCGAUAAGUACGACGUCGUCGGAGCUAUCAGACUACCGGUCUGCACGUUGAUCAACGAUACUGGUGGCAAGAUCGAUAUGGACGACGCUGGCGAGUUGAAUCGCCUGGUCGCUGCGACGGUUCUGCUUGACCAGGCGGCCGCGUUCCGCUACUUCACCCAACAGCUGGUGUUGAGGAGACCUACCAUCCAAGCCGGACAGUUCGGCAGGAAGUGUCUGGACCACUUCCCACCCAAGCUUCUUGGCUCCCUUUUCUGUCAACAGAGUAUUGCUCGGCAGGAGUUCACGGCGCAGGUCACGGCGCUGAUCGAUCAGUUCAGCAAAGCCAGCGAAGUGGCCGACUCUGAGUCGGAUGUGCAGAAGCUGUUAGAGCACCUCAACAAGCUGGAUCUCAUGCCACUCAAGUUCAGAGACCACAGUUUGCAAGAGCUACUCGACCAGCUCGGCGGUGUGCGCAUCCCCUUGAUGUCCACAAGGGAAACAGUCACUAGGGCGAAACCAUGCAAAGGAGCCAUUGUGUACAGAGAAAUCUCGCACGCUCUUAGUCCUUUCGGAGAUCAUUGGGGAGAGUCUCGACGACGAAUGAGACAGGGCAGUACCGGAUCUCUUCACAGCUACACUACCGAAUAUGAGGAUGUCCAGAUCAACGCCCCGACGCACAUCACCAUCGCAAGCAGCGUCGAGAAGAUCAAGGAGAUGUGUGUCGGCAUCUGUUUGGACUGCAUCCAGGAUAAGCGGUGUCGUUUGCGACACACCCACUAUUGGUUGGACAAGGGCGAGUUCGAAGGCGUUAAGAUCAACGAGGAGAAUUGGGGCGAAGUCGAGAGCAAAAUUGACAUAGUCAAUGAGGCCGAUUUCCCGGGCUAUUGGGACGAGGCGUGGUAG